AUGGCUGCCACUGCUCGCUCUGUCCUCAAGGUGUCUCGAACACCCUUUGCUAGGAGUCUGGUCUCGUCUUCGCGCUUCUCGACCACUGCGGCGAAGAACACGAACCUCAAGGAGAGGUUGGCUCAGCUCAUCCCGGCAGAACUUGAGAAUGUCAAGGCCGUACGCGCAGAACAUGGCAAGAAGUCAUUUGGACCCGUUCUCGUAGACCAACUUUAUGGUGGUAUGCGGGGACUCCCUGCUCUCAUUUGGGACGGUUCAGUGCUGGAUGCAGAGGAGGGUAUACGUUUCCGUGGAAAGACAAUCCCAGAAUGUCAAGCACUUCUGCCCAAAGCCCCCGGCGGUCAGGAGCCUUUGCCUGAGGGUCUCUUCUGGUUACUUGUCACCGGAGAAAUCCCCACCCAGGAGCAGGUUACUGAGCUCUCGAAAGACUGGGCUGCUCGUUCCGCUCUUCCCGAGUUUGUCGAAGAGCUCUUGGACCGAUGCCCACCAACCCUCCAUCCAAUGAGUCAGUUCAGCUUGGCUGUCACUGCCCUCAACCACGACUCCGCGUUCGCUAAGGCAUACCAAGAUGGUAUCUCCAAGAAGGAAUAUUGGGGACCGGUCUUUGAAGAUUGCAUGGAUCUCAUUGCCAAACUCCCUAACAUUGCUGGCCGCAUCUACCGCAAUGUUUUCGGAAAGGGCAAGCUUCCUUCGAUCGAUGCUAGCAAGGAUUACUCUCACAACCUUGCUACGCUCCUUGGGUUUGGGGAUAACGAGGCGUUUGUUGAAUUGAUGAGAUUGUAUAUCACCAUCCACAGUGACCAUGAGGGUGGCAACGUCUCUGCCCACACAGGUAAACUUGUCGGCUCAGCGCUCUCGGACCCUUUCCUUGCUUUCGCCGCGUCCUUGAAUGGUCUUGCUGGCCCCUUGCACGGAUUGGCUAACCAAGAAGUGUUGCUCUGGCUCCGCAAGAUGCAGUCUCAGAUUGGCGAGAAUGCCACGGACGAGGCUGUCAAGGAAUACGUCUGGGCUACCCUCAAGGGCGGUCAGGUCGUUCCAGGAUACGGUCACGCUGUACUCAGAAAAACGGAUCCCCGCUACACUGCUCAGCGUGAAUUCGCAUUGAAGCACAUGCCCGAUGACCCGUUGUUCAAGCUCGUUGGUCAAAUCUACAACAUCGUCCCUGAUAUUCUCCUUGAGGCUGGCAAGGCCAAGAACCCGUGGCCCAACGUUGAUGCCCACUCGGGUGCCCUCCUUACUCACUACGGCCUCACCCAAAUGCAAUUCUACACUGUGCUCUUUGGUGUGUCGCGUGCCUUUGGUGUCGCUGCUCAGUUGAUCUGGGACCGUGCCCUUGGAGCUCCUCUCGAGCGUCCCAAGUCAUAUUCAACUGCCGCUAUCGACAAGAUGUUCAAGGGCAAGCAGUAA
This is a messenger RNA of Pleurotus ostreatus (oyster mushroom), 1407 nucleotides long. RefSeq names its product citrate (Si)-synthase (gene CIT1). Gene Ontology annotation, cellular component: mitochondrial matrix. The coding region runs from base 1 to 1407 and encodes 468 amino acids. The record is from RefSeq and is a predicted model, not a curated record. The transcript has 10 exons. NCBI's taxonomy places the organism in Eukaryota, Fungi, Basidiomycota, Agaricomycetes, Agaricales, Pleurotaceae. Gene Ontology annotation, biological process: carbohydrate metabolic process; citrate metabolic process; tricarboxylic acid cycle.